Molecule: messenger RNA, 767 nt
Organism: Diorhabda carinulata
Lineage: Eukaryota; Metazoa; Arthropoda; Insecta; Coleoptera; Chrysomelidae
Exons: 4
Coding region: 1-678 (225 amino acids)
Source: RefSeq, a predicted model, not a curated record
AUGCUAUGUCAAAUUCUACCAACAGCAUAUUUUGUAAAUAGUGGUUUUUGGCCAUUUUACCGAACUGGAAAUGGAAGAGAUGUAUGUGUAUGUAGUAUAUUCAAUUUACCAUGUCUUCAUGGGAGCCAAUUCUCGACUUCAAUAAACAUUGGAGGAUUCAUUGACGAAAACCAGUAUUUCAAAUUUCAAGGAAACCAAGUAAAAUUAGUGGAUCUAGAAGUUGAUGUGAGCCUUCCCGAAACUUUAACUCGUGUGAAGAUAUGUAUUAAGUAUAGAGUUAAACAACUAUGGUAUAAUGGAAUACAACUACAAGAGAGGAUUCUGAGAACAAUAUUCAUCGACGAAUUAUGUCUUGGUCUUGGUUUUCCAGAAAACGCAAUAUCAAGAACUAGACAGGGUGCUAAACUAACGUGCAAUGUAGUGAAAAUGUCAAACUUCUGCUUAUGGUGUACUCCACAUCCAUUAAAAUGUCCGCUUUAUUAUUGCUAUUUCCGUAAUUUAGGGCUGGAAUGUAACAAUAAUUUUCCAAUACGGUAUGAUGUUGAAUGGCAGAACUGUCCCGACCACACAAUAGUUGUGGAUCACAUUGCAACUAGACAUAUAAUUUUGACAUAUAUGUAUAGUUACACAACUGAAAGCGAUGAUGAAGAUGAAGCUCUCGAUUUAUCUAUGGAGUAGGAAACGCUAAUUUAUAUUAUAUAAAAUAGGUUGUUAUUAUUAUACGUAUUUUGUCUUUUAUUUUGGUUAAUAAAUUACACAUAAAAUAC